Molecule: messenger RNA, 636 nt
Organism: Microtus oregoni (creeping vole)
Lineage: Eukaryota; Metazoa; Chordata; Mammalia; Rodentia; Cricetidae
Gene: CUNH10orf95
Product: chromosome unknown C10orf95 homolog
Exons: 1
Coding region: 1-636 (211 amino acids)
Source: RefSeq, a predicted model, not a curated record
AUGUACUCCUACGUCUGCCUGCCGCCUGAGGAGGGCAUCUGGCCUCGGCUGCAGUCCCUCACCUACACCUACCUGCCCGCUCCCCUGCUGCUGCCGCCCAUCCAGACCCACAACUUCUGCAGCCGGCCGGCCGGGCUGAGCGCGGCCCCGCGUGAAUUCCACUGCUUCUACCGUGCGACCCUGGCCUCCACGCCGCCCUGGUGGUUCUUCCCGCGGCCGUGUGCCGCGACCCUUGGCCCGUCGUUCCCCGCGGCCGGCGCGUCAGCACCAUCCCAGCCCGCGCCCGACGCCGAGGGCUGGGGACAGUGGCCUGAGGGCGGCAGCCUGCAGCUGCGGCUGCGCUGGGGAUGCGUGGAGCGCACGCGGGGACGGCCCCUGCCGCUGCCAGACGCGGUGCGCCGCGAGCUGCGGCGCGUGUACGGCACCUACCCACGCACCGACGUACGCGUCACCCGGCGCGGCAGCCAGUUCUUGCUGCAGGCCGCGCCGCGCGUGGGCGAGCCCGAGUACCAGGUGGCGAGGCGUGUAGUGCGCCGGCCGGCAGGCGGUGGGGACGGCGGGGACGGCGGGGACAGCCGGGCCGCUCCCGAGGCGGUGCAGCGUGGCCGCCCCAAGAAGAAGCAAGGUCUGCGCUGA